UCUUACUGCACUAUACCUUGAUUGUUUGCUUUGAUCUUCCUGUAAGUCGCUUUGGAUAAAAGUGUCUGCUAAAUGACUAAAUGUAAAUGUAACUGUUGACUCUCUGUGAUCCUCUUUCAGUAUGAACAACCAAACAUUCAACAUGGAUCUGCUGCAGCUGGAGGGGUUAAAGGUCACGGCUUCCUCCUCCAUCCUCGCCUUCGUCCUCUUCCUCCUCAUCUACGUCUUCAUCAUGGUGUCCAACCUGGGCCUGGUGGUGCUGAUCUUCAUGGAGCGCAGCCUGCAGCAGCCCAUGUACCUGCUCGUCUGCAACAUGAGCGUUAACGACGCGUUCGGGGCGACGGUCGUCAUCCCUCGCCUGCUGAGCGACAUCUUUAUUCCAGCCGGCGAGCGGUUUAUCUACUACAUCGACUGCGUCAUUCAGGCGUUCUGCGCUCACUUUCACGGCGCCACCUCCCACACCGUGCUCAUGAUCAUGGCGUUCGACCGCUACGUGGCCAUCUGCAACCCGAUGCGGUACACCACCAUCAUGACCGGCAGGAUGGUGGCGGCGCUGUCGGUGGCGGCGUGGGUGGUGGCGUUUGUCUUGAUUGCAGUCAAUGUCGGCCUCAGCGUGCGCCUCUCACGCUGCAGGUCAGUUGUAGUACACCCGUUCUGCGAUAACGCAUCUUUGUUCAAGCUGUCCUGCGAGAACGUCCUCAUAAACCACAUCUACGGGCUCAUCAGCUCCAUGGGCACGAUGUCCGUGUCCCUGUGCAGCGUGGCGCUCACCUACCUGAGGAUCGCCAUCGUGUGUCUGAGCAGCAAGAACACCUCCGUGAACAGUAAAGCUCUGCAGACCUGCGCCACCCAUCUGCUGGUCUACGUCAUCAUGCUGUUUUCUGGCUUCGUCAUCAUCACCCUGCAUCGGUUCCCUCACUUGUCGGACGAGAGGAAGCUGGCGUCCAUCCUGUUCCACGUGGUUCCUCCGUCCAUGAACGCCAUUAUCUACGGACUGCAGAUCAAAGCAGUCAGACAAAGGGUUAUGAUUAUAUUUAUCAGGAAGAAAAUAGCUGUGUCAGAGGUCAAAUGACAUUAAUGAUCAAAUUGUUGUCAAAUUGAUGAAGAUUUUUUCUCACUUUGCUUGUGUUUUGUGUAUUUGCAUGUGUUUUCUUAAGUCACAAUGCUGUGAGCUCUCAGGGCCACCGUACACAUGUGUACCUACAUAUGGAGGUCUGUGUCUUUAUUAGGCAAACUAAUAACAAAAGCACACAUUUGCUGCGCUGCAAUCUAACAAUGUUUCAUUACAAGUAGAAUUUAUUUGUGAUUCAAAGUGUCACAAGCCAUUCCUCUGCUAAUUAUCGUCUCUCCUCCCCUCGGCUCUCUCUCCCUGCCGGCCACUCCCACCUCAUCAGCCAACUCUGUUCACCUGUUCAAUCAGGUGCUCCUCAUCAGUAAUCAAGCCACUAUUUAAGCCUCUCUGGUUCACACACUCAAUGCCAGAUUGUCCUUAUUCUCCAUGAAAGACUCUCCAGCAUUUUCCUUUGGACUGAUCUCCUGUUGCCGACCCUGCCUACCUCUGACUAACCUGCAUCGUUGUUCUCCUUGUAAACUAUUCAUCUCUCUGUCUCGAACCAUGAUCUCUGUAUUAAUCCUUCCUGGUGUUUCUGCAAACUGUUUAUUUGGAUCCAAAACUGCAUAAUAAUGACACAAAUGAACUCCAUUUACACAAGCAAUUGAAGAGGAAUUUAAGCUAUAAAUGCAUUCUUGUCAAAUAUUUUAUUUGAGAUUCUGUUGAAUUUGAGAAGAAGAAUUCUGCAGGACUGUGUAAAGGUUUCUCAGCUCAGAGAAAAAAAUAUUUAGCCCACACUAAAAUCUACAGAGAUUAUCCUCAAUUAUUUUAUAGGGUUUUUUUUUUUAUCUCUAAUUCUCUCAUUGACACAUAUGGAUGUAUUGCGGUUUCAUGAUAAUGUUUCACAGAUUUUAAUUGAUUAAUCUUGUGGUGUUGUAAUUGAAUAUU
This is a messenger RNA of Centropristis striata (black sea bass), 1999 nucleotides long. Its product is annotated as olfactory receptor 8H1-like. Gene Ontology annotation, biological process: G protein-coupled receptor signaling pathway. NCBI's taxonomy places the organism in Eukaryota, Metazoa, Chordata, Actinopteri, Perciformes, Serranidae. Gene Ontology annotation, molecular function: olfactory receptor activity. Gene Ontology annotation, cellular component: membrane. The coding region runs from base 122 to 1072 and encodes 316 amino acids. The transcript has a single exon. The record is from RefSeq and is a predicted model, not a curated record.